Molecule: messenger RNA, 2098 nt
Organism: Opisthorchis viverrini
Lineage: Eukaryota; Metazoa; Platyhelminthes; Trematoda; Opisthorchiida; Opisthorchiidae
Exons: 11
Coding region: 1-1953 (650 amino acids)
Biological process (GO): DNA replication; telomere maintenance via telomerase; nucleotide-excision repair
Cellular component (GO): nucleus; DNA replication factor A complex
Molecular function (GO): single-stranded telomeric DNA binding; damaged DNA binding
Source: RefSeq, a predicted model, not a curated record
AUGCAUAAACUCACGGCGGGUGCGAUUGACUUGAUAAAUUCAGGAAAAACUGUGGACGAACCCAUUCUGAAAGUGCUAGUGAGUUUCUUUUUCGACUUUCGUCAGUUUUCCCACCAGGGUUAUAAGGCUGUCCCUAGUGAAAGUGGCGGGCAGAAUCGCUACCGAUUGCUCCUUUCCGAUGGCGUCAAAACACACUCGUGUAUGUUUGUGUGCAAAUUCUAUCCUAUUGUUCCAGUCGCUAUGCUUGCUACUCAGUUGAACCACUUGAUAGAGAACGGAAAUUUGGUUAACGACACCGUCGUUCGUAUCAAGAAGUAUGUGUGCAACGUUGUGCAAAACAGCAAAUAUGUUCUGAUUGUACUGGAUGUUGAACUCCUCGGUGUCCAGCAUGAAACAGAUACCAGCCGGCCUCCCUUUCGCGCAGUAUCUGAGAAUGUGUCGGCGCCAUCAGCUGUGAAACCACCAGCCGCUAUGACGCCGACCAGUACGCCUGUGACACCUCCGAAAUCCUCAACAGGACCCUUUCCUGGUGGGCAUCCGUCGACGCCCGGGACUCCUGGUUCUGGAAUGCCUAAAGUGUUCCCCAUCCAGAGCUUAAACCCCUACCAAAACCGAUGGACGGUGCGCGCGCGUGUUUCCCAAAAGUCAUCAAUUCGUACGUGGAAUAAGCAGGGUCGUGAUGGGAAACUGUUCAACUUUACCCUUGUUGAUGAGAGUGGUGAGAUUCGCGUGACAGCGUUCAACGCGGAGGUUGAUAAAUUUUUCGACAUGAUUGAGGUCAACAAGGCUUACUACGUGACCCGAGCGAAUUUGAAAGCUGCCAAUAAGCAGUUCAAUACGACGAACAACGACUAUGAAAUGACUCUAAAUGCGGAUUCGCAAAUAAUCCCGUGUGAGGACGAAGAUAUUACUGCUCUACCAGAGACGCACUUUAAUUUUGUAUCCAUAGGCAAACUGGAUACAUGCGAACCUGGUUCAUUUGUCGAUGUCGUUGGGGUUGUCCACGACACCAGUGAGGUACAAACCAUCAUGGCGAAAGCUUCUCAGCGAGAACUCCGCAAACGGGAGCUUGGUCUCGUUGAUAGUUCUAGGUGCCUCGUACGCUUAACACUGUGGGGCGAUGAGGCUUCCAGUUUCGAUGGCUCACACCAUCCGGUGAUUGUUGUCAAAGGCGCCAAAGUAUCUGACUUUAAUGGACGUUCUCUUUCCGUAAGUUCUACUUCAUCCGUCCUGGUGUCACCAACCAAUGUACCUGAAGCAAUCCGACUAAAAGGCUGGUACGAACUGGAAGGUCACAAAGCCAGUUUCGAUACGUAUAAAAGCGAGAUGCUUGGCUCGGGUAGUGGGGGAGAUUUGGCAGGGCCUGGCUCUACUGCUGGUUGUCUUGGAGGAUGGAAUUUGAUUCAAGACGUUAAAACAUCUGGAGUUGGUACGCACGCAAAGGCUGACUUCUUCACAUGCAAGAGCACAGUUGUAUUUCUCAAGAAAGAAAACUUUAUGUACCAAGCAUGUCCUACGGAGGGUUGCAACAAGAAGGUUAUCGAUACUGGUCACGGGAUGUAUCGAUGUGAAAAGUGCGGGCGCGAGACGAACAAUUGCAAAUGGAGGUUGCUUCUGGCGGCCAAGAUUGCAGACCUGACUGGGGAUCUGUGGAUCACGUGUUUUCAGGAGGCUGCUGAGCAGUUGCUUGGACAAAGUGCAGACAGCCUGGGCGCAAUGAAAGAGUCACAGGAUGAAGCCCAGCUGGAGCGCAUAUUCCUCAAUGCUGUGUUCAAUUCUUGGGUUUUUCGUUUACGUGCCAAGGUUGAUCGUUAUAACGAUGAAGAACGACUGCGAGUUGUUGUGGUUGAAGUGAGGCCUCUGGAUCAUGUGGAUUACGCACGUCGCCUGCUGAAAGCCAUUAGUGACCUUGCGCCCAGUCUUCCUGAUGAAAUAACCGAAUUUACGGCUUGAUUUUUUAACAUUUUCACUCCUGUCGCCGAUCUUUGUAAUCCGAGAAGGCGUUUUAUGUUUGAACCUCAGUGUGUACAGAGAUCAUGUGUCCACUAUAUAUCUGUUCGUCUAUUCGCAUUUAUGUCAUAUCCAGCUAACACUUUUU